AUGACGAGCGAAAACCCACAUACUUUUCCAAGGCUGGAAGGCGUGGCAGGACAGCAGAGAAAACUAGGAUGUAGCCGAGAGACUGCUUUCACCUACGCUGUCAGUGCUGCCGGGGUGGUGAACGCGAUCAGCCGGGCUUGCCGGGAAGGAGAGCUCUCCAGCUGUGGCUGCAGCCGGACAGCCCGGCCCAAGGACUUGCCCCGAGACUGGCUGUGGGGUGGCUGCGGGGAUAACGUGGAGUAUGGAUAUCGUUUUGCCAAGGAGUUUGUGGAUGCCAAGGAGAGGGAGAAGAACUACGUGAGAGGUUCAGAGGAGCAGGCUCGUAUGCUGAUGAACUUGCAGAACAAUGAGGCUGGUCGCAGGGAAGUGACACCUCUUCUGGACACUGCCCCUGGACGAGCUCCUCUCAGCAGAGAUGGAGGGAAAGGGGGACAGCAGCAGGCCCCCCCUGCCAUGAGGAUCAGCCGCAAGGGAAAGCUGGAGCUGGUGAACAACCGUUUCAACAUGCCGACGCAAGAGGACCUGGUCUACGUUGACCCCAGCCCGGACUAUUGCCUGCGCAAUGAGACCACUGGCUCUCUGGGCACCCAGGGCCGACUGUGCAACAAGACCUCAGAGGGCAUGGAUGGGUGUGAGCUGAUGUGCUGCGGACGGGGUUACGACCAGUUCAAGAGUGUCCAGGUGGAGCGUUGCCACUGCAAGUUCCAUUGGUGCUGUUAUGUCAAGUGUAAAAAGUGCACAGAGAUUGUUGACCAGUAUGUCUGUAAAUGAAAGGAACCACCAAAGCAACAAAUCUAUAUUAUAUAAAUCUAUAUAAAUAUAUUUUAUAUUUGUAUAAAUAAACAGAUGAUGAUAAUAAUUAAAGAAGCUUAUUUA
Messenger RNA from Cariama cristata (Red-legged seriema), 876 nucleotides. Its product is annotated as protein Wnt-5b-like. Gene Ontology annotation, biological process: cell fate commitment; canonical Wnt signaling pathway; multicellular organism development. Gene Ontology annotation, molecular function: cytokine activity; frizzled binding. Bases 1 to 771 code for a protein of 256 amino acids. The record is from RefSeq and is a predicted model, not a curated record. The transcript has 4 exons. Gene Ontology annotation, cellular component: extracellular region. NCBI's taxonomy places the organism in Eukaryota, Metazoa, Chordata, Aves, Cariamiformes, Cariamidae.